Cryphonectria parasitica EP155 is the source of this 1638-nucleotide messenger RNA. RefSeq lists its product as uncharacterized. The transcript has 3 exons. The record is from RefSeq and is a predicted model, not a curated record. Lineage: Eukaryota; Fungi; Ascomycota; Sordariomycetes; Diaporthales; Cryphonectriaceae. Gene Ontology annotation, molecular function: double-stranded DNA binding; RNA binding. The coding region runs from base 1 to 1638 and encodes 545 amino acids. Gene Ontology annotation, biological process: post-transcriptional tethering of RNA polymerase II gene DNA at nuclear periphery; poly(A)+ mRNA export from nucleus; transcription elongation by RNA polymerase II. Gene Ontology annotation, cellular component: transcription export complex 2.
AUGGCUCUCGUCACACAGUUCCUCACCUCCAUAAGAGGGCUCGUCGUCUCACUUGAUGGCGACAGCCUCUCUACCUGGCUACAGGUUGAGCCAAGUCCGACCGCUGGCUCCUAUUUCCAGCUCCGCGAUGAGCUCAGGCAAGGGUUCAGAGGGCCUAAUGCUCUCGAGAAGCUCGUCGACAGCUGUAUGCCUGAGGUUGAUGACCCCGCAGAGGGCACCGGCUCACCAUGGCCCAGCUUCGUCGCCUUCAUAAAAGAAUAUUUGCUUUACUGGAAAGAUGCAGACUUUGACGACCUGAUGGGGUUGCAAGAAAUGUUAUCUACCCUGUUGACAUCAUGCGCGACUGCCCUGUCGCACCCUCAGUAUGGCAGUCUCAUGUUCAAGACCAGCAUAUCACUCUCCGAGGCGCUGUCGAAGGUGGUCAUGUUGCUCCACCGGCGGCCAGAGCUUAUGACAGGCCGUCGAGCUGUCGCUGGGGAUGAGGACAGCAAGUCUAUGGUCGAGCAGUCGGCAGACAUCAUACAGAAGGUCUUCACCUCCUGUCUUACAGAUAGGUCGAGCACUAGGUAUGCGAGGCCAGAAGGCAAGAAGGUCGGAGUCUACAUCUUCGCCAAUCUUGUACUCAAGCUUCUGUUCACGUGCGGCAAGUCUCGUCUGGCAGCACAGCUGCUGCUCAAUAUCUCUGCGAGUGGUCCACCGCUUGAGCUCUAUCCAGCAGCGCAGCGCGUCACGUACCUCUACUACCUAGGGCGCUUCAACUUUGACUGUGAUAACUUCAUAAGGGCCUCAUUAUGCCUGCAAGAAGCCUACCUACAGACCCCGCCGGUCAUGCAGCAACACCGCAAGCUCAUCCUCACCUACCUGAUUCCCUCCAAUAUCAUGCUCGGCCGCUUCCCAAGUGAGGCUCUCCUCUCCCGAUCAGAGGCCGCCACCCUCGCACCUGUCUUCCGACCUAUCAUGGCCGCUCUGCGCAAAGGCAAUUUCGUCGCCUUCCAGGCAGCAAUAGCCUCUCACGAAGACUGGCUCUACCGCAAAGGAAUAUUGUUCACGCUCAUGUUCCGACUUCGACCCAUAGUCUGGCGGUCCUUCAUUCGGCGCAUAUUCCUCAUCACCUAUGAACCACCCCUGCCCAGCGAAAACUCUCGGGCCGCGCCCACACUCAACCUCUCCGAUGUCUAUACUGCAGCUGUCUACGUCCAGAAGCUUCUAGAAGGCUAUGUUCUCAUCCGAUCCCCAGCACUGCAGCAACAGCAACGCACUGCAGCGGGAGCCAACAACCUCUUCAUAACAGCUGUGCAGAACAGCGCAGCUGCGGAUUCAACCACAUCGCUGCUCAUGCCGCCGCCUGGUGGCAAGCCGCGCAAGCUGAAGCCGAGCGAGGGCUUGUUUUGGGGAAACCUAUCCGUCACGAUGAAGGAGGUGGAAGGGGUUGUCUCUGCGCUGACCACGCAGGGCCUAAUGCAUGGCUUCUUGGCGCAUUCGAGUGGCAAAUUUGCGAUUAUGGGUGCGAAGAAGACUUCUCCUCUAACGGCGGGAUGGCCGGGUGUUGCAAAGGUUGUACGGGAUCGGCUGGAUGAGGAGGGCAUCGACCCCCAAGAAGUGCCGGCAUGGGUCAAGGCCCAGCCAGGCUUCAUAUGA